This is a messenger RNA of Toxorhynchites rutilus septentrionalis, 2343 nucleotides long. Its product is annotated as spermine oxidase-like. Bases 787 to 2310 code for a protein of 507 amino acids. Gene Ontology annotation, molecular function: polyamine oxidase activity. The record is from RefSeq and is a predicted model, not a curated record. Lineage: Eukaryota; Metazoa; Arthropoda; Insecta; Diptera; Culicidae. The transcript has 5 exons.
UGUUGGACGCGCUACAGUGGUUAUCUGUUAAGCAAAGGAUUUAUUACUUGACAAUGGUGUUCAUCUUUAAAAUUUAUAAUGGAAUGCUGCCUCGAUAUUUGUGUGAUCGAAUUGAACGAGGAAUAGGUCGCAAAACUCACUUUUGUAUAAAGGAAAAAAUUUCUUCAAUUCGAUGCCCAGAUAUAUUAAAAGAGCGGCAACAAUGGCUGAGUUCAAAAAACUGUGCGUCAUACAUGUGAAAUCUGUGUUAUAAAUUGUGUUGUCUGUAAUAAUUUGCAGGUGCAUAAGCUACUAUGUUCGUACUGAUGAUGAUGGAUUUUUUUAUUGCAUUGUUUUUUUUUUUAGUUUUUUAGACUGAAAAGCGAAAACAGAUAUACUAUGUAAACUUUUUAGGAUCUACAGUGGAAACCGGAUUUAAUCUCGGGAUAGCCCCGUCGGGAUACUCGUAAGCUAUCGUAUUAGCAGAUGGUUAUAUCGAGGUUUCUCUGUACUGUGGCAGAUCUCAGAGACUUCUUCCGAGUUUAGCGAGCGAUGUCAUAGCAAUGGAGGCGAUAUGCGUCUUCCAAGUUUUGAAGCAAGUUUCCAACGAAGUACCAAGGAUGACUAGUAAUGCAAUGCGGAACGUACACGAAGAUGGAUUUUGGGCAGCUUCCAGGCCAAUAGAUCGAUAAGGCAACGGAUCGAGAGCUCGUUUCAUCAUCAAGAACCUACCUACAUAAAACCAAUUCUAAAAUUCCGGGUCAUAAGUGUUAAGUGUACCCACAAUUCGUCUAUAAUCUUAUCUCCAUGCUGAUUUUUACACUUGUUCCACCGUGGAGUGUCUAUAAAACAAUCGCGCGACUAUGUUUCCGAAUUAGUUUCGUUCGAACGCGGAGGCAAAUGAGUGCAAAAAUUAUUAUCAUUGGCGCGGGAGCUGCCGGAAUAGCGGCCGCAACGCGACUGUACGAAAAAGGUUUCAAAAACCUCCAAAUUCUGGAAGCCACCGAACGCAUUGGAGGACGCGUGGCAACGGUCGAUUUCGGCAAGAAUGUGGUCGAGAUGGGUGCCCAGUGGGUGCACGGGCAGAAGAAUAACGUCGUAUACGAACUGGCUGGUCCCUUGGGACUACUGGAAUCUUCGGUGGUUGGCCGGAAUAACAUUUAUAUUCAGAGCAGCGGUGAAAUUGUGCCGACAGAAAUCUCCGAUCGGUUGAUGUCACUCGCAGAUGGGAUUGUGGGAUCGGAAGAGUUCGCGUCCUACAAUGGAACAAUGGGAGACUUCGUAACAGCACGGUUUACGGAAGCCAUGCAAGAGGAACAAAUGCAGGAUAUUGACCCUGUGUUAGCGCAACAAUUUUUAGUGUUUUUUCACAAUUACGUACGUGGAUACAAUGCGUUCGACUCGUGGUACAACAUUUCCGCUUCGGGAUUCGCGGAUUAUGAGCUCAGUGAAGGGGACCAGAACCUCAGUUGGAUGGGCAAAGGUUUCAAAAGUGCAUUGGAUUUGUUGAUGAAGAGACAUCCAGCGCAGAAUGAUGAACCGAUUCCGAUUGAUACCAAAAUUCUGUUCAAUAAGUUUGUUACGAACAUCAAUUGGAACAAAGGCCCUGACAAUCCGCUAACAGUGAGCUGUUCCGAUGGAACCAAAUACGAUGCAAAUCACGUCAUUUUAACAACUUCUCUGGGUGUUCUUAAGGAUAACAUAACCACAGUUUUCACCCCAGAAUUGCCCACCAUAAAACAGAACGCCAUUAAGGGCAUUUACUUUGGGGCGAUUAAUAAAAUCUUUAUGGAGUUCAAGACGCCCUUUUGGCGCGAUCUAGGGAAUACGUUUGGGUUGCUGUGGGAUGCGAACGAAUUGGAAGAGUUGCGUACUACGGAAUAUGCUUGGACUGAGGGAUUAUCGCUAUUCAUCACAAUCGAUCGGCAGCCGAAUUUGUUGGCUGCAUGGAUGAUCGGUAAAGAAGGACGCCAGUCAGAACUUUUGGACGACGAACAGAUAAUAGACGGAUUGAUGUUUAUACUUCGAAAAUUUUUUAAGUCGAAAAACGUUGAGAAGCCGGCUUCAAUUCUACGGUCGAAAUGGUCCACGGAUCCCAACUUUCGAGGAACGUAUUCAUCCUCUUCGCUGUUUGCUGAGCAACUUGGAACGGGUCCUGGCGAUUUGGCGCUUCCUCUAACUGAUUGCCUGGGAACCCCAGCGCUACUCUUCGCGGGUGAAGCGACAAACACGGGUCGCUUCGGAACUGUCCACGGUGCUGUCGAAAGUGGUUGGCGUGAAGCAGAUCGAGUUGUAGAGUUUUAUGAGAAGCAGAAAGGAACCUCUAAGUAGUAGAAGUAUGUGGUAUUGUUGGUUAUUCUCAUU